Messenger RNA from Ustilaginoidea virens, 315 nucleotides. RefSeq lists its product as uncharacterized. The coding region runs from base 1 to 315 and encodes 104 amino acids. Lineage: Eukaryota; Fungi; Ascomycota; Sordariomycetes; Hypocreales; Clavicipitaceae. The transcript has 2 exons. The record is from RefSeq and is a predicted model, not a curated record.
AUGUCGAGCAGUAGAAUUAUCCCGCGCCAGUAUUUGAAAGAGUGGUGCAUGCAAGCUGUGUGCGAAAUCGUCGACGCAGCCCCCGAGCAGUCUUGCGUUGUUCUGUUGAUCGCCUCGGCCCUGGCUGUGCAACACGCUGCCCCCGUGACAUUGUCGGUGGUGUGGGCUGCCAAGUCGCCGCCUGCCGUCAGCCCGGGACGCCGGAGCUGCGGGAGAAUCGGGAGCGUUAGAGCCUGGGAUGCUGCUGAUCAGUUCUGGCCGCCGAGCAACAUCAUCCCAACAGCUUACAAUUGCCACGCCGGCCGACACCCCUGA